Messenger RNA from Caenorhabditis auriculariae, 4059 nucleotides. Lineage: Eukaryota; Metazoa; Nematoda; Chromadorea; Rhabditida; Rhabditidae. The record is from the annotation of a GenBank genome assembly.
AUGCCGCCAUCAGUAGAAAGAGCUCGAAGGAACUCCGAGGAGGCUUGCUGGUAAUUUUUUCUUACUUUUUUAUUUAUAAUUUUUUCCCCAGGGACAAAAUUUAGAGAUAAAUCUCCAAAGGAGUCGCGAAAAAUGCGCAAAAAAGUGUUCACGACUUAUUAGCAGCAGUGUAUAAAAUACAGCCAAACCAUUUUCAAAAUUUAUUUUACAGUGACUACUUCAAACUUGACUCCAAUGCCUUAAACAAGCAACCGGAGGAAGUUUUCGACAUCGUUGGGAAACUCGGUGAAGGGUCAGUAUCAGUUUCUUUCAAGAAAAUUGAACUUUUCAAUAAUUUCCAGGUCCUAUGGGUCGGUCCACAAGGCAAUUCACCGAGAAUCGGGACACACGCUGGCCGUGAAAAAAGUUCCUGUCGACACGGAUCUUCAGGUUUCCUUUUUUUCGUAGAAUGGAAGUAAAAAUGAUCAUUUUCCAGGAAAUCAUCAAGGAAAUUAGUAUAAUGCAGCAGUGCGACAGCAAGUACGUCGUCAAGUACUAUGGGUCGUACUUCAAGAACUCCGACCUUUGGGUAAAUUCAUUAAUGAUGUCUUUUUCAUAGGAUCAGAAUGAUGCUACUCACCAAAAAAUGAUUUUUGGAGAACUUAUUAAAAAAAUUCAAUUUUUGAAGAAAAAAAGUGCAAGGUGCCUAUUUUUGAACUUUUUUUCCUAACUGAAAGCCAAAAAAACGACGAUAAAUUUUUUUGAUUUUUAAAUAAUUUUAAUCAAGUUUAUGGCUUCGUUAUCAAGAUUUUUCCCAAUUCAAAAAAAUAUUAUUUAUUUUGAAGUAAAACUUAUUUUCGUUCCCAAUAAAUGCUUUUUUCUUUGAAACCCCUAGUUUUGAUUGAAAAAAUCGAAUUUUCGUGUUUUACAAAAACUUUACUCAUUCCAAAAGAUUUUUUUCAGAUUGUCAUGGAAUACUGUGGUGCUGGAUCGGUCUCAGAUAUCAUGCGUGUUCGACGAAAAAAACUCUGACGGAGACGGAAAUUCGCGCCGUUCUCAGAGACACAAUCAAAGGGCUGCGUUACCUUCACGACCUCAAGAAAAAUUCACAGAGAUAUCAAAGUAAUCGUUAAACCUUUUUUUAGCCCUUUUUCAUUUUAAAAACCACGCGCUUUGAAAAACAUAUCUUUGAAGAACCCAGCAAUUUUUUUCAAAUUGCUGUUUUGUCCUUUUUAAAUAUAAAUAUUAUAUGUAAUUUGCAGGCUGGAAACAUUUUGUUGAACACUGAAGGCCAUGCAAAACUUGCUGAUUUUGGCGUUGCUGGGCAAUUAACGGUAAUUUUGUUUGUUUUUGUGUAAAAAAAAUGACGAUCGAACAAAAAAAUCGAUUUUUUUCUUAUUUACAACUUUCAAAAAUAACAUAAAAAUGUACUAUUUGAGAGAAAAAUCCUUAAUAUAAUUCUUUCAUAAAAAAACUACUAGAAGUAAUUCUUAGACUUUGUUUUGUCGUGUUGUUAGACAAUUGAUCGUUUAAAAACUUUUUAUGGAAUAGUUUUCGUUUAUUUCAAAUCGCCAAGAUUUUAUAAAAAAAAAACCUAAGAAAGCUCUUCCUUUGAAUAAAAUUCGAACAUUUCGUUCAAGGAUACAAUGGCGAAAAAGGAACACCGUAAUUGGAACGCCAUUUUGGAUGGCUCCAGAAGUGAUAGAAGAAAUCGGAUACGACACCAAAGCCGAUAUUUGGUCUCUCGGCAUUACAGCUAUCGAAAUGGCUGAAGGCAGACCGCCGUAUUCGGAUAUCCAUCCGAUGAGGGUACAUUUAUUUAUUUUUUCGGCUGAAAUGAAAAUGAUAAAGCCCUGUUUUUGAAUAUAAUAGGGAAUCUCCUGUUUGAACUAUUGAACAAAAAAAUAUUUCUUUAUUUUAAAUGUCUUCUGAAAAAUGGGAAACAAUGAAGAAAGAUAAUAGAUUCUCACAAAAAUAGGUUACAUCUUGAAAUCUAUCAAACUGAAACUAAUAAAUCAUUUUCUGUAAGCAGAGUUUUUUUAAAAUCAAUUUAUAGAAAGAUCUUCAAAAUUAACCUAAUGAAAACAUUAAAUAUUCUUGAACGAAAAAUCGGAAAAAAACUUUUUUCAUUCAGUACCUAAUUUUUUCUCCUUUUUCAUACUCAGAAAACUUUUUUCAGGCAAUUUUUAUGAUUCCAACCAAACCUCCACCGUCGUUCAAAAAAUCCGAAGAAUGGAGCCCCGAAUUCAACGAUUUCAUCCGCCAAUGUCUAGUGAAGAAGGCGGAUGAACGGAAGACCGCUUCGCAACUUGUUGAGGUUAAUUUUUUUCUCACAAAGAAAAAUAAUUUUUACUUGGCGGUUUGAAAUUUUCCACAAAAUUCACUUUAUGAUCCCUGUUGGUCGCUACCUGCACAAACUUCUAGUCGAUUUUUUUCUAAUUUUUCAAACUUCAAAAAUAAUAAACUCAAAAAAACUAAAACUUGCGCAUGAAUCCCCGGCUCUGUCAAAACAUAAUUUUGAAAAAUAGAAAAAUAAUUGAGAUCACGAUUUCAGCACAAAUUCAUUGCUGAAGCCCCGGGAAGUGAAGUUCUGCAGGCGAUGAUUCGUGACGCUCAAGAAAUCCAAGCGGCUUCCCAAAACGCAUUGGUUUGUAUUUUCGAUCUUACAUUUUAUCAAUUUAUCAAUUUCAGGCAAUUUCUGCUAGUAUCACUGAGGCCACGAUGGUUGAUGGUGGAACCACAAUUAUCGAUGGUCAAUAUGACGCUACUUUGAUCCAUAAUGGUAACAUUUUCUAUUUUACCUUCAUUAUAACAAAAUAAACGUUCAGAAAGUUACAUCACUGCUCAAAGCUUGAAAAGUCAAAUGGAGAGCCUACGAAUUGGUGGCGAAAUUCCGGCUUCUGCGAUGAGUAAGCUUUAUUUUAUUUUUGUUCCAUAAUCAAACCAAAAUUUUAGCUAUGACAGGAAAAUUGUUACGAAGAGUUAGUUGCAAAAAGUUUCCUAGGCAUUAUUCAAAUAAUCUUCUUUAAACAUUCCUAUGACACGAAUCCCAUAUGACAUUUUUUUUCACAAUCCGUAGCUCAUUUCAGUUUCCUACAUGUUCAUUCAGUUUUACUUUAUAAACACGCUUUUUAAUUGCGAGUUCAUCAGGCUCUUCCCGCAUCGCUCCCCCGCCUUACGAAAACGCCCAAGCUGCUGGAAUCGCGGCCCUUCAAGGGAACGCCAACGCCUUCAACAACGUUGGCACUGGUCCAAACUUUGCGGUCGGAGCGGAAGGAGAUGCGGAUAGCACCUUCUCGUCUGCUAGCCAGCGUGAGACUUAAAUUUUGUUCUUAACUAUUUUUCGUUUAUUUUUUGGGAGAGGGGGCUUGUAGAAAAUGUUUCGCAACAGCUUUAUUGAUCGAUUCAAGAAAGCGAAAAAUUUCCAACUGUUUUGAGGAGGAAGGUCGUUUUUUGCUUCAACUUGAAGCCAAUGAAAAUUUCAACGCUUUGAAAAUUUUCAACUAGCUGUUUUGGAUGAUUUAAUUGGCCUUGAUGAUGAGUUGAUUGUCGAAAACGAUAUUGAAAAUAAGAGCGAAAUCCUGAGAACAGAUUAUUUAAGGAGAAAAUUGUUGGAAUAAAAAAAACUUCCAAACUAUCAAAGCUCCCGGGGUUUGUAAAAAGAGUUCCCUGUUUUUAAAUUAUAAUUAGAAUGAAAGUUUGAUAAUUUUUUUCAAUAAUUUCAAGACCUAAAUAUUUUAUAAAUUUCAAAAGACUCUAAUUUAUAGUGAAUACGGAAGCGGAGUACGAGAAUCGAUUCCAACGGGCGAUGGUCGAUGGCGACUACGAAUUUGUGAGUUUUUUCAAGGUUCCAAGAAUCAUAAAGGUCCUCUUCUAGCUUCGAUCAAUCACUUUGGAUGAACUAAUCAAGCGCAAGGAAAAUCUGGACUUUGAAAUGGAUCAAGAGCUGACCGAACUUCAAAGAAGGUUAUAACCAACUUUACAUUUUCUUAAAAAACUAAUAAAUAUUUUUACAGAUACCAAACAAAGCGGCAACCAAUCCUGGAUGUGAUAGAAACCAAAAAACGUCAAAUGUUCUGA